GCGUUUCGCUGACCUAAAUCCCACGUCGAAUAUUGGAAAUGGGCAGGGGUGUAAAGAGCGCUUUGGCUGGAGACAAGUCAUUACUUCUGAAGAGAGUCAAAUCCCUUCUGCUUCCUUGUGUUGGAUGCAUGUAACUGGGACCAAGCUACAGGAAUGUGCACGGAUUGAUUGGUUCCCACCAUGUUCUCACAGUGCUCGCAGGAACUGUUGAAGACUGCAAAUCUUCAUCUCCGGAGUCUGAAUCUGAAUCUGCUUUUAAGAAAUCACAAGAGAGCUUUCAGCAAGUCACUGCCUGCAUGUCGAAGGAAAGUAGUUGUUACGGGUAUUGGCCUGGUGUCUCCUCUUGGUGUGGGGACUCAGCUUGUGUGGAAGCGCCUUCUCCAAGGAGACAGUGGGAUUGCAUCACUAGAUGGGGAAGAAUAUUCAGGCAUCCCAUGUAGAGUGGCUGCCUGUGUGCCACGGGGAGAUGAGGAGGGCCAUUUCAAAGAAGAGAGCUUUGUUUCAAAGUCAGAAAUCAAGUCUAUGAGUUCUGCUACUGUCAUGGCCAUCGGUGCAGCAGAACUAGCAAUAAAGGACUCUGGCUGGUCUCCACAGUCUGAACAGGACCAUUUAAGAGCUGGUGUGGCAAUUGGAAUGGGAAUGGUUCCACUGGAAGAGAUUUCUGAUACAGCUUCUUUAUUUAAAACCAAGGGUUAUAGCAAAGUCAGUCCGUUCUUUGUCCCAAAGAUUUUAGUCAAUAUGGCAGCAGGUCAGAUCAGCAUUAAAUACCAACUGAAAGGGCCAAAUCAUGCAGUGUCAACUGCUUGUACAACAGGUGCGCAUGCUAUUGGAGACUCCUUUCGAUUUAUCGCCUUGGGUGAUGCUGAUAUCAUGUUGGCUGGAGGGACUGAGGCUUGCAUUAGUCCUUUGUCCUUGGCUGGAUUUGCAAGAGCUCGGGCACUAAGCACUGGUUUUAAUGCAAGCCCUAAAAUGGCGUGUCGGCCAUUUGAUUCAAAGAGAGAAGGGUUUGUAAUGGGAGAGGGUGCUGCAGUGCUGAUCUUGGAGGAGUAUGGACAUGCUGUACAGAGAGAUGCUAGGAUCUAUGCAGAAGUUUUAGGUUAUGGACUGUCGGGUGAUGCUUGCCACAUAACAGCACCUAAUCCGGAGGGAGAUGGUGCAUUCAGGUGUAUGUCUGCAGCAAUAAAAGAUUCUGGAAUCAAGCCUGAAGAUAUAACAUAUGUCAAUGCACAUGCAACUUCUACUCCUUUAGGAGAUGCUGCUGAGAAUCAAGCAAUCAAGAAACUUUUUAAAAAUCACUCACGUAAUAUUGCAGUUUCCUCUACUAAAGGAGCAACGGGACAUCUUUUGGGAGCCGCAGGAGCUAUUGAAGCAGCUUUUACUGCGCUGUCCUGUUACCAUGCAAUUUUGCCACCUACUUUAAACUUAGAAAAAACAGAGCCAGAGUUUGAUCUUAAUUAUGUUCCAUUAAAAGCUCAGGAGUGGAAAACUGAAAAACGGCGUGUUGCGCUUACAAAUUCAUUUGGCUUUGGUGGUACUAAUGCAACUUUGUGCUUUGCAAGUGUUUAACUUGUGCUGUGCAUCUUGUGAGGAACGGCAUUCAAUUUUCUGUACCGCCAUCUUUGCUAUAUAGUAUAAUCAUUUCUCAGCUUUGAGACUUGAUAUGUAACUUUAUUCGCUCCAACAUUUACAUCAAUAAUUCCUUCAAAAAGAGGGAAUUUCUUUUACUCGUUUUAAUAAAAAUAAAGAUCUACUUUUCA
Coturnix japonica (Japanese quail) is the source of this 1757-nucleotide messenger RNA. RefSeq names its product 3-oxoacyl-ACP synthase, mitochondrial (gene OXSM). Gene Ontology annotation, cellular component: mitochondrion. Gene Ontology annotation, biological process: fatty acid biosynthetic process. NCBI's taxonomy places the organism in Eukaryota, Metazoa, Chordata, Aves, Galliformes, Phasianidae. The record is from RefSeq and is a predicted model, not a curated record. Gene Ontology annotation, molecular function: 3-oxoacyl-[acyl-carrier-protein] synthase activity.